Molecule: messenger RNA, 3808 nt
Organism: Acanthoscelides obtectus
Lineage: Eukaryota; Metazoa; Arthropoda; Insecta; Coleoptera; Chrysomelidae
Source: the annotation of a GenBank genome assembly
CAUUAGUCUGUUCUCUGUUGGUGUUUUGUGUUUUUGUUGUCUCUUGUCUCCUUGUCUGUGGGUCAAGAGAAACGGUGGUGCUACAUCAGAUUCUUUUUGUCUUGAUCUAUGGAUGGGUGAAAAUAGUGAUAUCAUAAUAAGUUAUAUGUUUUGCUGGCCUAGACAUCAAAGAACGUGAUGAUUGAAUAAUAAAUUUGUAUCUGUAGGACAAAUCCUUAUUAAUGAUGUCUUUCCAACAGCAGGGUUACUUUGGAGACAUCGUACAUUUGAAUGUUGGUGGAAAGCAAUUCUCAACAUCAAAGCAGACCUUAACAUCAAUCCCUGAUACGUUUUUCACUGCACUGCUUAGUGGUAGAAUAUCAAGCCUAAGGGAUGAGAAAGGUGCUAUUUUCAUUGAUCGUGAUCCAAAAAUUUUCUCAAUAAUUCUCAAUUAUUUGCGUACAAGAGAAAUUGAACUGAAUGGUAUUGAUAUAAGAACUCUGAGGCAUGAGGCUGAAUACUACAAUAUAGCACCUUUAGUGAAGAGGUUGAUGUUAUGUGAAGAUCUAACACAGUCAACAUGUGGUGAUGUGCUAUUUUAUGGGUCUCUACCACCACCUGUGAUCCCCAUCCAAGACAUAGGCAAUAAUGGGAGCAUUCAGCCUCCUUUUGUGGAGCCAGCUGCAGUGCACCGACCAGGUUCUAGCGUUAGGGUGCCUGAAGAUAAACCAUCUACCAGUAACUCUGGUACUGGUGAUAACUGUGAUAAUUCUGGGAAUCAGGCCCAGCUGCAAGCUGGCAAUGGGGGAGCUAUAGUGCAGAAUAGGCAAGAGUUGAGAUUAGGCAUGCUCACAAACUAUAGUAGAAGUUCCCAGGAUCUACGUGGCCUUGCUAGCAGAGGUCAUUCCAGAGCAGCAUCUUUAGACCUUCGACAUGCCAGAAAUUCAUCUGCAGAUCUCAAUAAACUUAUCAGGAACGAUGUUGGUUUAGUUUUUGGAAUGACAGGACUAGGCUGGGCAGACCCAUUAAGGGUACAAAUAAUUAAAGCGCAUCAUAACUGGAUAGUUGUCGCUUAUGCACACUUUGUUGUGUGCUACAGACUGAAAGACUCAAGUGGGUGGCAACAGGUUUUCGUCAGCCCUUACAUUGAAAAUGUGAUAGAACGUAUAGCUAUAAAUGCCAAGAUGGGAUCUACAGAAACUUCAAAGAUGGUGGCCAUCUCCUAUGGAAGUCAAGUUAGGUUGUGGGGGAUUUCAGAUGCUGGAUCCAGAACUAACAUUGGUACAUUUAAUCUGCAUGUUCGCGUGGAAUACCUAUUUUUCAUCGGGAGUCAACUGGUAGCACUAUCACCUUCUGGAAAAUUGGGCGUAUGGCAUGCCAUGACGCAACAUUGGCAAACUCAAGAUGUCAUGCCCAUUGCUUCAUUUGAUACUGCUGGAUCUAUACUUUUGCUGGGUUGCAACAACGGAUGUAUCUAUUAUAUAGAUAUGCAGAAGUUUCCGCUAAGGAUGAAAGACAACGAUCUACUAGUAACAGAAUUAUAUCGUGAUCCAAACAACGACCCUGUUACAGCGAUUUCAGUGUAUCUGACCCCCAAGACAAAUCUAUGCGGCAAUUGGAUAGAAAUUGCCUAUGGUACUACUUCUGGCGCCGUUAGAGUGAUUGUCCAACAUCCUGAAACUGUGGGUCAUGGUCCGCAGCUGUUUCAGACGUUCACUGUUCAUCAGAGUAGGGUGACCAAGGUGACUCUGUCUGAGAAAUAUCUCGUGUCUGUAUGCAGUGAGUAUAACCACGUGCGAAGUUGGAGAGUGACCAGAUUCAGAGGCAUGCUGUCGACGCAACCAGGCAGCGCGCCUGAGGCCUCAUUCAAAAUUGUAGCUCUGGAAGCAGCUACAGCUAGCAACAUAGCUGGAAAUAUUGGUGGAUUAGGAGCCUCCGGUGCUAGCUUAGGACAUUCAGAGGCAGUAGGACAUCUACGAGAAGCUGCUUGUGCUGCCGCUUCGGAAUGUGGACCAUUCGGAGAACAAGACGACGAACAGGUCUUUGUGCAAAAGGUGGUGCCUGAUGCUGAUCAGUUGUUUGUUAGAUUGGCCAGCAACGGCAAAAGGGUAUGCGUCAUAAAAGCGGUGGAUGGCAGUACUGUGAGCGCGUUCUGUGUCCACGAAUGCGAAGGUUCCAGUAGGAUGGGUUCCAGACCAAGACGUUUCAUAUUCACUGGCCACUCAAAUGGUUCCAUUCAAAUGUGGGAUUUGACAACGGCACUUGAUCUCUCUUAUAAGACUGAUGCGGAUAGAAGCACCAUGGGUGGUCCAACAUCAGAAGAACUGCUUCGUAUGCUGGAUCAAGUUGAAAUAAGCAGCAGUUUGAGCUCAACACCGUGUAUGUCACCGUCUCCUUUGCUAGCUGCAGUUCAAGCCUCGGCAGCAAGGCUCAAAUCUAGCAAUGUGGCGUUUUUGAAUCAGCUCCACCAGCAAGACGCUAGUGAUAGGUCAUCAGGGUCUAACUAGAUUAGAUUAGAUAGAUUAUUAUUUAUAACUUUGCCAAUCAUAUCACUGAUUCUUUUUUCUCUAAAUAUGCUUCUUAUGAACCUAUGAACGAAUCAUAUCAAUUUGAUGAACAAAUUCCAAAAAUUCUAUAAUGGAUGAAAAUUUGGAUUCAGGUAACUGAAAUAGCCUUUUUGAAAAACUUUUCGAUUUUUUGAUGGACCUGUGAAUAUUAUAUAUAGAAAAAUGUCAAGACAUUUUUGUAACUUGAACAAUGAGCUACAAAAGCUGUUACUGUGAUAUUUCCAUAUCUACAUUCGCUUAUCAAAGAGUCAAUUUUCUUCAUACAUACCUAAAUGCGCAUAGCCGAGUACAAACAAGCGUUGUGCUUGUUACGGAAAAUGACCGUUUUGUUUUUUUAGAUCAUUUGAAAUAGUUUUGCCACGAGAUUAACGAUUCCGCUUUUCAGGUCUCAACUCAUGGGUUGUAUAAAUAAUAUUAUUUCCAGGAAAAUCUCGUUUCUGGGCAAUUUUGAAUCGCUAAAACCUACUCAAACGUAAAAUCAAAAAAUACUACAAAUAUCUUAGGCCCGUAUCGUCAGUCGUCCCUACAAUUGUAGGGCGCCUUUAUGGCCUCCUCGAUUGUCAUAGUUUUCUACUUCUCCGUGUCAGCGCUCUAUUUUGAAGUUAUGUCACAAACAUCUAUUUGCAUCAAAUUGUGCUUGCUUUUGAGUUAUAUCAUGUUUUAUCAGCUUGAAAUUUCCUACAAUUUAAAAAGAAAACAUAUCUUCACAAUAGGAGAGCGCUGACGCUGACACGGGACGGGUGCAAUCUAGAAAUUUUUGAAGGAGAGAAAGGAGUAUGACAAUCAAGGAGGCCAUAAACGCGCUCUACAAUUGUAGGGACGACUGACGAUACGGGCCUAAAUCCUCAAAUUCUUGCGAAAUUAUUGUCCAGUAGCUGGGCACGCAACAAUGUUACUAUGAGCGGUAGAAGUACGCUGUUAUUUUGACGUUGCAUACAUGCCAUUUGACCAUAGUAUAUACAGGGUGACAGGUAAAUAGGUGUAAAACAUUUUAGGAGGUGAUAGUACAGCCCCUUUGCUAUCGAAAUUAGUAUAUAAUACCAUAAUACCCUAUAUUCAAAGGUUGAAAAGUUAUUGAAGAUUUAAGAUUUUUUUAAAAACAAUCCAUAUUUCAGAGUAAAAAAGUCGAGAGAGAAAAAAGUUGGCGAUUAAACAUUUGUUUUUUGUGGUUUUGGGUUAUUAUUUCAAUAAUUAACUAUUAUAAAUUAAAAAAGAUUCGAAAACAAUACCAAACAACGUAUUUAUUUUCAUUAAAAAAUGUU